Nothoprocta perdicaria is the source of this 2697-nucleotide messenger RNA. It is a transcript of the gene TMEM164, whose product is annotated as transmembrane protein 164. NCBI's taxonomy places the organism in Eukaryota, Metazoa, Chordata, Aves, Tinamiformes, Tinamidae. The transcript has 7 exons. The record is from RefSeq and is a predicted model, not a curated record. Bases 230 to 1195 code for a protein of 321 amino acids.
CCUGGCCCUCGCUGCCGCCCGGGCCGGCCCCAUGGCUGGGGGCGCCUGGCCUGCCUUGCAGCCGCGCUCCGUAACGGAGCCCAGAUCCGCUCGCAAUGCCUGAGGCUGCUGUUUGCAGUUACCGCCCUGGCAUCCGGAGGAAGCCUCCUCGGUCAGCCUUGUUCUGAGCCGAGUUGCUGGUUGAAGCUCUGGAGGGAAGGAGUUUACCGAGGGGACGCCCUUGCAUUUCAUGUUUCGUCAGCCCGACAGCAUCUUGGCUUUGAAACCAUCUUGCACCUACCUGUUUCCGGACAGUGACAGGGAGAAGAGGCACCAUCCUGCCAUGUCCCGCUACAGCCUCCACAACCUCCUGGACUGGCUGUACGGUGGUGUGGACCCCAGCUUUGCUGGCAACGGAGGGCCAGAAUGUGCUGCCUUCCUCUCUGGGCAGCAGCGGCUGUUGGAGAGCUUGGUCUUCCUCAGCGUGGGUUUCGUGGAGAUCUUCCUGUCCUUGUGGAAGCUGAGGCAGCUGCAUUCCAGGGAGCUGGAGGGUCAUCUGCUACAGCAGCCCCAGGCUAAGCAGGAGAGCUUGGGCAAGAAUCUGCUGCUGGUGGCUCUCUGCCUCAUCUUUGGGCUGGAGGUGGGCUUCAAGUUUGCUACCAAGACUGUCAUUUACCUGCUGAAUCCCUGUCAUGUAGUCACUAUGAUGCAGAUUUUUCUCCUUGCCUGUCCUCCAUGUCGGCUCGCAAUGAUUCUUUUCAGGUUACAGAUGCAUAUGUUAAAUGGGGCCCUCUUGGCACUGCUGUUUCCAGUUGUUAACACACGCCUGCUACCAUUUGAAAUGGAAAUUUAUUACAUACAGCAUGUGAUGCUCUAUGUUGUGCCCAUUUACCUGCUGCGGAAAGGAGGUAUCUACACUCCAGAACCACUCUCCAAUUUCUGGUGGGCAUUUCUAUCUACUGGGCUUAUGUUUGUGUACCAUUUUAGCAUCUUGCAGAUUCUGGGAUUGGUCACAGAAGUGAAUUUGAACAACAUGUUAUGCCCAGCCAUCUCAGACCCUUUUUAUGGGCCCUGGUAUCGAAUCUGGGCAUCUGGACAUCAGACUGUCAUGACCAUGACUCAUGGGAAACUUGUAAUCCUGCUGUUUUACAGUGCUCUCCCCAUCUUUAAAUGUAGCAUGGACUUGUUUAGAUUCCCCACUAAGAAAAUAGACUGAAAUUUCUCCUCAGGAAAUAGUACAUAGAGAAAGCAGAGGCACUUAUACUGAAAAAGAAAGAGGAGGGAUGAGAGGACAGUGUGUUUAUACUUCUUCCUACAGUUUAUUGCCUCAAAAACACCUUUGUAAUCAAGUGAGCAUUUUUUUUUCUUUUAACUGCUGUUUCUCACUGUUAAUUGCCAAUGGCAAAAUUAGUGGCCUUAUUCUGGAAAUGAAUCGUGUUUUAUACAUUUUGUGUAAGUUACAGUGGCUAAGCCACCCUUUAAAAUUAGGCCCAAUAUCUGUCCACAUUCCAGCGAAGAGAGUGUCAGUGCUACCUCGUUUUAUGACUUCUUUUUCUACUAAUCAUCAGUACACUUACAUCCCAGGACAGGAACUAAAGCUGAAUUAUAAUUCACCACUGAUAAGAACAGAGCAUAUCUUCAAGUGCAUCAUCCUGUCUUAGCUCUUAGUGCUUGAAUGUUAUAAAACAGUCACAGUGAAGAAAUGUACACUGACUCUCCCAGCAACAAGUGUGAAACAUUGAGAUUCUACUGUAUUUUCAUAAGGCUGGUUGAAAAUAUUGGAAAAUAAUAACAAUAACUUGUUACAACAGUAACAACAAAAAUUGCUGUAAAUGAAACCUGUGUUUUAAGUGACUACUUUAUUUCUAAGCUGCUGUGGAUUAAUAUCUGACUAGGUCCCAUUGUAUCUUAAGGUUUUGGAGAUGUUUUUAUUUGAGUGACUGGAAAAAACUCCAAGUUGAAACUAUUUCAAAAAGCUGUAGAACAUCUAGGCUAAAAUAGAUAUUUCAUCCACUGUUCUGACUUGCUUUUGAACAAAAUGGUUAUUGACAUUUAGCUUAGAUGGAGAGAGAGUCGAGAUACAAAGCCCAAUGUGAACAUCAGAUUUUUUUUGGUGGUGGUGGUUGUUUUGUUUUGUUUUUAACUUGCUAGCUUUGGAAACAUUCCUGUUCUGUACUCUACACUGAUCCUCAGUGAGGGAAGAAUUUUUUUUUUAUUUCUUUACACUUAUAAUAUGCUGUAUAUACUGAUUUAAAAACAUAGGCAUAAAAAGGAGAGCUAAAUAGGUCCACCUCUUUAGCCACCACUGGGGAGGUGGUGUUUCAGGUCAGUACUAUGACUGCAUUUACACUAAGAGAGAAACUUCUUUUUGAUGCAUAUUUAGGAGUAGAAUGGGAUGCAGGCAGGCAGCAAUUUAAAAAGUGAAAUGUGCGUGCCUCUUCACAUUUUCUAAGUCUAGAGGGAGAAAUUUGGGGACAGAAAGAGGGGGAAUCAUGACCUGUAUAUAUUCAGCUAGUUACUUCUAAGUCCAUUCUUUGGGCAGACUGUAUUUCAGGGCUGCAGAAAUUUUGUUGUACAGAAAUUUAUAGUUUCCUUUCAUUGUAUUGUUGUAGCUGUGACUUGUAAUAUAAAUCAAAACCAUCAUACCUCCUCCUUCAGCUCAGUCACCUGAAGAUCUAUUCUGAAGUUAAGGUACAGUCAUGCAUACCUCAAGAAGGA